AUGAUUGUGAGGUGUACAACUGUCCAUGAAUGUGAUUUGAGGUUCGUAAGUGACAAGCAUCGUCAAGCAACCGCAGCACUUGUAGCCACUUCACUUAAAAGGAAGUUGAAGGAUUCUCGGACAAUAUACACACCAAGUGACAUUAUGAGAGAUGUGAAACACAACUUUGGUUGCACCAUCCAUUAUUCGAAAGCUUGGAAAGCAAGGGAGUUAGCUCUAUUGUCCAUUAGAGGAUCAACGGAGGAGGCAUAUUAUAUCCUUCCAGCUUAUUACUAUGAAUUGGAGCGUAUGAAUCCCAGCACAAAAACACACAUCCAAACUGAUGAGAACAAUCACUUUGUGUAUUUAUUUAUGGCGGUUGGCGCAUGUAUUAGAGGGUUCCGUUCUUCCAUGCGCCCAGUGAUAGCCGUGGAUGCCACUCAUUUAAAAUCCAAGUACAAGGGUGUUAUGUUUGUAGCAAAUGCAUUCGAUGGUAAUCGAAAUAUAUAUCCUCUUGCUUUUGGGAUCGGAGAUUUGGAGACGGAUGCAUCAUGGCAUUGGUUUUUCACUAAACUUCAUGAAGCCUUUGGUGAGUGUCCCAAUCUUGUUAUUAUUUUUUAUCGCAAUGUUAGCAUAGAGAAUGCUGCGAAAUCUUAUUCCAUUGCUGAAUUUGAUUGUCAUUUUCACAAGAUCAAGCGAAAGGAACAUGUUGCUCAAUAUCUUGAAGAGGCAGGGUUACAUAAGUGGUCUAGAGCUCACAUGGAUGGACACCGCUACAAUGUAAUGACAACAAAUAUUACGGAGUCAAUCAACUCAGUCCUUAGGUUUGCAAGGAUGCUGCCAGUGGUUCAUUUGAUAGGGGAAAUUGUUAAUCUCCUUGUGAAAUGGUUCACCGAACGUCGUGAGUUGGCUUUGAAUUGCACAACAACAUUGUACCCUAAUUUUGGAGAGAAGAAGUUGAGGAACAGGUUGGAGGAUGCUGCAAGGAUGAAUGUAGUUAAAGUAAAUAAUGCACAGUUUAAUGUUUUGGACUGUGAUAUGGACGGCCUCGUAGAUUUGACGAACAACAGUUGUAGUUGUAGAAAGUUUCAGCUUGAGCAGCUACCUUGCAAGCAUGUAGUUGCAGUUUGCCACUUCUUGAAAGUAAAUGUAUACACAAAGGCUUCUCGGUAUUACACUCGGAAAACCUGGAUGGAUGCUUAUUCGGAUAGCAUCUACCUGGUACAACCUCACGGAAUGUGGGAUAUUUCUGAAGAUGUUCGAAGUCGAGUUGUGCUGCCUCCCAUGGCAAGGGUCAUGCCAGGCAGAUGA
Messenger RNA from Prunus persica (peach), 1290 nucleotides. RefSeq lists its product as uncharacterized. NCBI's taxonomy places the organism in Eukaryota, Viridiplantae, Streptophyta, Magnoliopsida, Rosales, Rosaceae. The record is from RefSeq and is a predicted model, not a curated record. The transcript has 2 exons. Gene Ontology annotation, molecular function: zinc ion binding. Bases 1 to 1290 code for a protein of 429 amino acids.